Messenger RNA from Hyalella azteca, 4305 nucleotides. RefSeq lists its product as uncharacterized. The transcript is spliced from 4 exons. Lineage: Eukaryota; Metazoa; Arthropoda; Malacostraca; Amphipoda; Hyalellidae. Bases 888 to 3089 code for a protein of 733 amino acids. The record is from RefSeq and is a predicted model, not a curated record.
GAGGCGGUUGGUCGCCCGGGAAGUUCCCGUGCACAGUGCACACAGAUAAUCGUAUACGCAGUGAAGAGGAGAGUAGCAACACUUUACUGCUAGACUUGGUCUGGGAAGCAUCUAUCCUAGACAGAAUAGGUGUCCUGUCACGAGAUCAGUGUUGCCUUAUGAUAUUUGUGAAAAUCUUUCUCCGUGGCACAGUGGAAUCAUGAUUCGCGGGUUAGGUUGCUCGUUGUGAUGUCACGCACAGCUGCAAGGCUUCCUUCCAAAUUCAGUGGAGCGUUUCAAUUGUGUUCGAACAAGAUACGUAACUCGAUGAGGGCAAAGCAGCUCCAUGACUUGAAAUGUAAAUUACCAUUCUUUAAUCUUUAUAACUCUGUAUCCUGUAUGUUAACUCCUGUGUUAUUUUCAGCACAGUGAUGAGUAUUAAUUACAAACAACUAACAAACGUGCUUCCGAUAAAAAAGUUGUACCCGUCACGUAAAAAGACAAAAAGAAAAGGAAUAGAUUGCGUCGAAUUUGAACAUGAAAACAAUCAGGUGCAAUUGGUGGAUCUUUACAUUUCAUUGUCAUUUUGUCUGAAAAUGAAUAGCUGAAAAUGGUUUUCCUCAGGACUAACACCAAUUUUAGAGACAAAUAGUUAGGUAUUAGUACAAUUUUACUGCCUAAUAAAGUCAAUUGAAAAGCUAUAAUCAUUUAUGAACAAAUUUUGGUUUUCGAAAAGUUAAGAGGUAUCGUAGAACGUUAAUAUGUAAAAAAUUACUCCUGAUUUGGAAACCCACUAUUCUUAAAAUAUUUAAAGUAGCUACGCGACUGAAUGCUUUUAUGAAUAAAUAAAUGCAAGCCUUGUUGUUAAGGAGCAAGAAAAUAUAUCAGGUUGAAAAAUUACUUAUGUUAUGUCAUCCAAAAAUGAACGUAUCGAAGCUGCUCGGGAAUUUUCUGCGAGGCCUUCAAACAACGCCCUUCCCCAAGGAACAGUUCUCAAGGCUGAACAUGUCGAGACCAAAGCAAACGCAACGAACAUUCGAGAUGAAAAGAACUUCGCCUCUCCAGCGCAUGAAGCUGCUAUUGGCGAUUUCAAGCUGGGGGAUGGUAAAGAUGAAGGCAGAUCGCAAUGCAAAAAUUGUGCUUCUUGCGAUGAAGAUCGUAAUAAUACAGUUGCGUCGGUAGAUGGAGGCUCUCUAGCUCCUAAAAUCUUUGCACAGAAAGAAAAAAUUUCAAUAAAUCGACACUACAGCGGGCCUCUAGCUGAGAACUGUUGCACUAUCAAAUCAGCAUUUUGGAUAUCUCCCCACCCCUCUGAUAUUGAGUAUCCAUUCUAUCUUCUAUGUGAAAACAGUGAUGAAUAUUUUCAAAACAAGGAUAUUUUCCGCAGAAUAAAGAACCUUUUUUUAUCUGAUAGACAGGAAACCGACGAUGAUAAAGAGGCAUCGGAUGCAACUGAGACGAGAGAAAACUCUCAAAAUCACAAUUCAUUCCAGUCCACAAAUGAGACAAAAACUGAAAAUACGAAAAUAAUUGCAGAGCAUGGUUCAGAGCCUGCAGUUUCCGCUGCUGCACGUCACAAUUACCAAUCAACGGUGCGUCUCGACGAAAAUUACGCGGUUGCUGGAAAGAAUACCAAGUACUUGUGUGAGUCGUCCAAUAUUCAGUUGCCAACUGUGGUAACGUUUGCGGGAGCGAGCGAUGUGCAAAAAGGUGAAUCGCACGCUAGUGAACCUGCCAGUCCAACCGGAGCAACAAAAUUGUUCCUAAUCGAUCGGAGCUAUGAUAAUCAUACCAGAUCCGAAAAUAGCACGUCGACCAUGCAUGUCGACCCCCUAUCCAAAACCUCUAACCGCUCGAAACCAGGCGUAAUGAUGCAGUGCUAUUGCAAAAACCAGUUUCAUCGUGGAAUAGUUGGAGAAGCGAGCAUCAAUGUAGAUACAACAACGAAGCCAGAGGAAACGCCUGUUUUUGCCAAUGAUCGAUCAAUACGUGUUGAAUUUAGGGAGCUCCGAGGAAAAUGCGGAGAAGUUCCAGAAUAUUAUCCCAAUGAUAGUUCAAAACAAGUUAGAAGUGCUGAUUUCACAAGUGACAAUGAACUCAAUGUGUCGCAGAUGCGAGUUAACCAGGAACAAGGUUUCCCGUCUAGUUCAAGGUCACCAGCAACACUGGUGGGAACGAUACAGUCACACCCUGGCAACGAUGGCUGGGGAUCUGUCACGAGGACCCAGAUGGAAGGUCGGGAUCACCACUUACGCCUGAACGUGCUGGAGGACAAGAAGCCUAGAGUGCCCAUGUACCCUCCCUUGGACGCUUCAGACACCAUGGUCAUGUCGGGAGAUUCCUUGUUUUCCCCUCAGUCGUCGGCACCAUCAUUCGAGGAUCGUAUGAUCGGCGACCGCAACCUACUUCACCAUCACCGCGAAGGACGGCUGGCGCGAUUCGGCGCGUCUCACAGCCUCUAUACUGAUAACGUGACCUCUGAACACACCAUCGCUGACCUCAGGGAUACCAUCAUGGCGCUGCAGAUACAGAACAAUGAAUUGACGCUCUGCCUGCAGCAGGAAAGACGGAGAAGAGAAGAGGCCGAAAACAAAGUCGAGCGGGAAAAGGGCUACAUCAAGCGACUUGAAGAUACAGUGCAGGCCCUGAGGAGCACGCGGCUGGUAAUAGACCCGACAAUGUACCGUCAGAUCGCCGAGUCUUACAUCGCGUCUCGUCAGACCCCCGUCAGGCGAACCUGUUCCUCGAGUACGCAUAGGUCUGGACGCUACGAAGACCUGGUGUGCGACUCUAGCUCUGACGGCUCUGUUCCCUCGUCGCCAUCCACCUCAAACUCCACCGCGCCUCUGCUGGGGGCCUAUCAGUCUGUAGGGCAAAAUGACCUAACCCCCGAAGGCCUCGGAUGUUCCGGGUUAUCCUCGUCAGCUUCGUCACGUCCGCUGAUGAACGACAUGCAAGAUAGAUUGAAGUCUUCGCCAAGCAUCCCUCAGCAUUCUCAAGAUCUUCGAUGGCCCUCAGACCGCGACGACCCAAGCCAUUCAUCCGAAGAAUUUCUGCUCCGCGAUCCCCAUGCAUCCGUCCGGACUCCUUUCGACGGCAAAAAACUAUAGCUACUUGCUCUGCUUUUCAGUCACCCAUCGAGAUGCAACCGAUGUCGUGAAUAUCGCGAGGUCUUCGAGUGCCAUAUGCAGAAACACUGCGAUUCUUCGAACUGAAAACUGCAUUUCCUCGUGAAUGAGAACGCGCCAUGUCAAGUCACCCGAGGAAAUGUCACCAUCUUUGUUGGCGAAGAGUUGGAGGAACAACCCCUCUACCUUCGUUUAGUGGUGCCGCGUCCUACGGCGAAACCAUGAGUCUAGGCUGUGGUGAAAUAUCCAUAUCUAAAUCAUCACACCCAGUAAUUUGCGAUCUUGUAGAUCAAGGUCGUAGAGGACGUGAUCGUUGACAGAAAAUUAUUUGCAUUUGAGAGACAUAUGGUGGCGAAAGACUAACGAUGAUGAAUAUGCGAAACCAUACGAUGAGGAAUAUCCUUCCCCAGGGUCAUGCCUAACUGAUGUAGUGAACUCCUGAGCUCCUAUUGUGAUUUAAGGUUUCCGAACUUGGAGGAGGAAGUUUCAUCCUUUUAAUGUGUUACGAAGAACAUUAUCGAUGACAUAGGUGAAAUCCUUGAAGCUGAUACAAUGACAGUGAUAGAUUAAGCUCUCGGCAUGCUAAAAUUCAAUUGGGCGCCACUGACAGCAAUUAUUCUUCUUCUUGAGUGGCAUUUGAUCUUUUUCCAACAUAGGUAUUGUAAGAGUGUCGAUAGUGUAAUAUUUUAUCAACUUGGCAAUAUCCGGAAUGAAGUAAUUAUGAGGCAUGCUGUUGAAUGGUUACUUCAUCUGAUUUGUUUCCCAAGUUCUUGGAUAUUAAGAACGUCGUGAAUGCUGUCAGAAAUCGGGUGCUUAUAUUUUCAAGUUGAUUUCCUAACCUCAUAGGCGUUCCUCUUUCAAAAAAUUAUUAUUGGUUAUUGUUAAGAAGUAUGCUGUGAUGCAAGCAAGCUAUAGUUAUAAGGGUUUCGUUGAAUUAUUUCUAAUGCUGUCUCCGUUUUGUUAACUUCUUUAUAAUUUACAAUCAUAAUACAUACUUCAGUUCUCAAAAUAUUAAAUUUAAAUCAACUGAUUGUCACAGUUUUCAUCAUAUUUGUGGAUGCAUUAGGUAAUAAAUUGCACUGUCUGUGGCUGGAUCGCAUUUUUUGAUGUCGAUAAGACAAGCUAGAGAUAUCGAAGAAGCCGCCAAUAUGUCUGUGAUUAGUAAGGUAAGAAUAUUAAUAAAAUUACGUAAAUCGUG